AUGAGGCUGUUUUCUGAUGUAGUUAAAGGAAAAGUAGAUAAGCUUUCUUCUGAUUUUAAGGUGGCGCCAAUAUCCUUCACUGACACAACAAAUAAACUCGAAACAUUCAAUGACAGGGAGAAAAGAGAAAAUAAUAUCAUUAUCUAUAAUCUGCCAGAGAGUGAUAGCCACAAAAUUGCAGCCAACUACCUGGAAGACAGAGUUAACAACAAAAAAAUGUUGGAAGAUAAAAAAAAGGAGAUUGGUGCCAAAGAUAAUGUGGCUAAUUGGUCCUUCAGAUUAAAGGGUAAACCAGGAGAUUUUCACCUGUAUUUGGAAAGACUGGUUGAUUCACCUGAUAUAAUUGCAUUAAAUGAAGUCAAUCCUAAGAAUUUCAGUUCAUGUAGAGUUUUGUCAAAAGUCAACCUAGAUGGUUAUUCAGUACUCACUUCUGGUUUUGCUGAGGUUAAUAGAAAAGAUUUACUAUUAUUCUACAAAAAAUCAUUGGUAGUAUAUGAGGUUGUCACAAAUUCAACUUUUAAAGAGUUUAUAAGCCCCUCAUCUAAUGAUAAAAAUAACAGCAAACUGUUAUCACUGAUAGCUGAAGGACUGGCAAUGACUAGAGAUUUUAUGAUUGUCACAGCAGCUGCAACAACCAGUUAUUUCAACAACAGCUCCAACUCAAUAGUGUCGUGGUUUCAGUUAUUUCAACAACUCCAACUCAGCAGCGUCAGGGUAACAACCACCUCAGCGACAACAACUCUUAUCCAGCAACGUCGUGGCCAGUGUCAGGGUAACGACCACCUCAGCUACAACAACUCUUAUCCAGCAACAUCGUGGCGUCAGUUAUUCCAACAACAACACUCGCACAACAACGUGACAGUCUAUACCGUAGUAAUAAAGCACCAAUGUUUUGAUAAAUUCUAUAAAAUCAUUAAUUCAACUUACAGUUGGUACUAUCCAGCAUCAAACAUCACGCUUAGAUCAUCAGACCCUUCAUUUAUCAGCCCAUUCAUCAAAUUUCUACUUCGCCAAAAAAAUAAACUCAUGAGAUUAGGAUUCACCGUCAAAGCCGCAGCGAUCACCAAAUACAUCAGUAAACUUAUUAUCAACUUCAACUCGAAAACUUUCACUAAUAGAGUGGUAGAACAGUUAAAGUUGGUAACGCCUUAUGUAGUACCUGCUGCAGGGGUAUUAUCUGCCAGUGGUUCAUUGGUCAAUUUAGGGACCUUUUACAAUGUUGACGCCCCCCAUGGGCAGUGUCAAGAGAGAUACAAUAAAAUUCAGAACCGUGACGUUGAUGACGAGAAAGAUGAUGAAGUUUGUGAAUUUAAUAAUUGUAAAAUAGAUGGCAGCGUAAUUACAAAUAAAAUUCAGAACCGUGACGUUGAUGACGAGAAAGAUGAUGAAGUUUGUGAAUUUAAUAAUUGUAAAUUAGAUGGCAGUGUAAUUACAAAUAAAAUUCAGAAUCGUGACGUUGAUGACGAGAAAGAUGAUGAAGUUUGUGAAGUUAAUAAUUGUAAAAUAGAUGGCAGCAUAAUUACAAAUAAAAUUCAGAACCGUGACGUUGAUGACGAGAAAGAUGAUGAAGUUUGUGAAUUUAAUAAUUGUAAAUUAGAUGGCAGUGUAAUUACAAAUAAAAUUCAGAAUCGUGACGUUGAUGACGAGAAAGAUGAUGAAGUUUGUGAAUUUAAUAAUUGUAAAUUAGAUGGCAGUGUAAUUACAAAUAAAAUUCAGAAUCGUGACGUUGAUGACGAGAAAGAUGGUGAAGUUUGUGAAGUUAAUAAUUGUAAAAUAGAUGGCAGCAUAAUUACAAAUAAAAUUCAGAAUCGUGACGUUGAUGAUGAGAAAGAUGAUGAAGUUUGUGAAUUUAAUAAUUGUAAAAUAGAUGACAGUGUAGUUGUAGAUGGAGUUCCUAAUCGAGAUGUUGAUGAGGAGAAAGACGAUGAAGGUAGUGAAAAGAGUUGCAAGGUUAUGAUCAAGGAUAUAGGUAGAGCUGAUAUUAGUCAGGAGAAGAAGGAUUCCGCAGUGAAUAAAAUUAAUAAAUAUAAAUUUGAACUUGGUGAAGUUGGUAGUUCCGGUAUUGGGCUUGUGGACAGAUCAAAUGUUGUCGGUCGGGAUGUAAACUAUGUUGUGAGAGUGGCUGAAAUGACAAUCGACGGGGUGGAUGAAACUAAUAAGGUUUUGACAAAAUCAAGGGAAGAUGUUAGAGAAUCACCACGAAAUUUGGAUGGAAUUGGUAAUAGCGAGAAGCAAAAGGUUGUUGAACAUUUGGACGAUGUCGAUGAGGAGGAAACUGAUGGUCAGUUCAACCGUGGAAAAAAGAAAAAGGCAGACGAACAUAAACUCGACUUAGACGAGGCAGAGGAACACGUCGAUGAUGAUGUGGGGGGGAGGAUGUGUGACUGA
This is a messenger RNA of Helobdella robusta, 2388 nucleotides long. RefSeq lists its product as hypothetical. NCBI's taxonomy places the organism in Eukaryota, Metazoa, Annelida, Clitellata, Rhynchobdellida, Glossiphoniidae. The record is from RefSeq and is a predicted model, not a curated record. The transcript is spliced from 8 exons. Bases 1 to 2388 code for a protein of 795 amino acids.